CACAGAGCUGGGGCGCCGUGGGGACAGAUGGAAGUCGUCGGGCGCGGAACGCCCCCUCUUUUCUGCCCUGAGAACUGACAGGGCCAAGUCACCGAGGCUCCCGGUGCCCCCUUGAGUUACGCCACCCGCUUCAGGGAGUCUGAGGGGCUCGGUCUCCCGGAGCGACAGGACCGUAUGUCCGGGAAUAGAGGCGCACACGCGGGCGGGAAGGAACGGCUGGGGACCUCUCGCUGCCCUAAGGACUGUGCAAUGUGUACAGACAGUGGGGAAGUUAUGUGAGAAAGACCUGGCCCUCGCCUUCCCGAGCUGACAGACCAGCACAACUACUCCCUUUUUGGCCUGUCCAUCUCUAGCCUCAGCCUCCUUCAAUCCCAAGAGGAAUACUGAACUCCAUCCAGCAAGACAUGACAACAGUCCUCCAUUCACCUACCCACUUCCAACUGUACCAGAGAACUGCAGCUUCCUGGGAAGAAUGUCCCAGAGGUGGUGCGGAGCUACUGUUCGAUGGUGUGAAGAAGCAUCAAGUCACCCUACCUGGACAGGAGGAGCCCUGAGUGCAGACCAACCCCUGACACCUCAUGGAUCUGUACGUCUAAGAUGGAAUGAAGGGGACAUCCGGAACCUCCUUGUCUGGAUCAAGAAGAAUUUGUUAAAAGAGCGGCCAGAGUUGUUCAUCCAGGGAGACAGCGUGCGGCCAGGAAUUCUGGUGCUGAUUAACGAUGCCGACUGGGAACUGCUGGGUGAGCUGGACUACCAGCUGCAGGACCAGGACAGCGUCCUCUUCAUCUCCACACUGCACGGAGGCUGAGGGUCCCCUGGGCCUGGGCACCUUCGGGGCAGUGCAGAGCAAUCAGAGUCCCCCUGGGCCCUGCUUCCAGGUCUUCCUGUCCCCUUGUCUGCUUUCUUCCCUGCUCUGUCCCCCCCCACCUACCCGAGCUCCCUCCAGGCAGGGAAAAGAGGCCAGGUGCUAAAAAUGAGACUUUCUCAGGCACGUGAGCAGGGAAGGCAGGCAGUGCCUGAGCCCAGCACUGCCUCUCAGCAGCUGGGUGGGGGAGGUGGCCCUCUGGUUUGUCGGGAGUGAGGAGGGCUCUGUGGCCAGGUGACCCAGCUGCCUUCUAGCCCUUGUGCCUCAGUCUAACACUGAGUGACCACUGACAGAAUGCUCGAGCUCCUGGGCCAGUGUCCUCUUGAGGAAGAUGAAUGGAUCUGAAUAGCCAAUGGGAGGCCCUCCCUUCUCAAAGAUUGGAGUCUCCGCCUCAGUUUCCCCAUCUGGACAGCAGAGGGCUCUGCCUGUCCCCCACUGACAUCAUUAUGGAACCCCAGCUGGGGUCCCCUAUUCAAUGCUGACCCCCUCCCCCCCACCCAGCAGCUGCUCUUCCAGCCACAUCCCUCCUGCUCCCUCCACCCCCAGCCCUUGACCCUGGCUGGCCUCCCCCCACAACAGGCCACCAGAUGGGCUCCUGAGACACUCCCCAGGCUGCCUACAGCUCAUUCUGCUGGAAGUGGAGAAGGGAGGGAGUCAGCUGAACCUUGGACUGGCAAAUAGAGGCCUGGGGGGUGGGGAGGGGGCAGUGUGCCUCAGUUUCCUCCUAUGCCAACAGCUGAAUAUUUACAUUAUCUGUAAACCAGCGAGAUACUUGAUGGCACAGAAGUAGGCUUUAUCUCCCUUUCUUCCUUCUUCAGGAAGCAGGAUGGGGACAGGCAGCACCUGGUGGGUAGACCCUCCUCCCUCCAUCCUCUCUGGAAGUCUUGGGUCCUCAGUGUCUGUAGCACCUGGCCUUGGUCAAAUAAAAGACUAAGUUGUUAACUA
This is a messenger RNA of Tupaia belangeri chinensis (Chinese tree shrew), 1810 nucleotides long. RefSeq names its product ubiquitin related modifier 1 (gene URM1). NCBI's taxonomy places the organism in Eukaryota, Metazoa, Chordata, Mammalia, Scandentia, Tupaiidae. The transcript has 7 exons. Gene Ontology annotation, biological process: tRNA thio-modification. Gene Ontology annotation, cellular component: cytoplasm. The coding region runs from base 473 to 808 and encodes 111 amino acids. The record is from RefSeq and is a predicted model, not a curated record.